CAAAAUCGAGUCAAUAAGCGGAUUGAAGAAAACAUUGAUGCGUGGCGUAGCAAGCUAGCAAAAACAGAAGGCAUACGCGAAGGUGUGGCGAAUAUUAGGGACUGGCUAAAUGAGGAAAAAAGGCGACAGGCCGAGCCGAUCCCACUGCCUCUUCACGUCAACAAACUUGUUGAUUUGAAGCAACAAAAUGAGUUGAAACUGCGGGACUUAUCGUCACGUCAAAAAGUGCUGGCUGAGUUGCAAACUGAAGCGAAAAAGAUAGCGGCUGCAAAUCCGGAUUCAGUAGCCAGUCGGCAGGUUCUCGAUGAUUGUGAUGAUGCCCAAAAAACUUUCACAACUUUACUCGCAACAUCAAAGGCUUAUGGUGAAAAUAUCACUGAACUGACUGCGGCUCUGAGCAACUUCUACGACAGCGAGAAAUCUGUUAACGAAAAAUUGACAUCGCUGGAUGAGAAGCUCUCACAUACUUCACUGGGCGAUGUCACAGUACUGAAUGAAAGUCUACAAGAACUGACGCAAAUGAAGAAUGAUGAUUUGGUGAAACUGCACCAGAAGUGUAACUGGAUUUUGGCCGUGCCGGAUGUGCAAGUUGGUGCUAAUGGCCUGAUUUGUCUGAAGGCAAAUUUCACUAACACUCAAGAUGAAGAGACUGAUAUAAUCGACUCAUUGGACACUAAAUUUAGCACUAUUGCGAAAAGUGGCAGUGCUAUUGAAAAGCUAAAAACAACAGUCGGAGAGCUUAUCACUCACGGACGCGAAAUUGAGGAGCAACAGAAAGCAUACGAUGAAUUAAAAAAUAAACUGGUUGCCAGUCUGGAAGAUACUGAAACCAAAGCUCAAGUUUUGGAGAAGUGUACGCUAAAUCCAGUGGAAUUAGCGAAGCAGCGUUCGACAUGCCAACAACUGCAGUCGGUUCAUCAAAACUGUGCAGCACGGUUGGAAAAAUUGAACGAAAUCAGUUCAAAGUUGGUCGAAUUGGAAGCGGUUGCAAGAUUGAAAAUGAAAGGAAGUGGUGCCGGUCAACUGGAACAAACUCAGGCGACUGCUGUACGCGAUAUUUCUUCGUUGCAACAAAGGCACGACGCUCUCGGCUCAUUACUGAGAUCAAGGGGCGAAAAAAUUAGUGCCGACAGUGAGAGCUUAUCGGACUGGGACCUAAAACGAGACGGUCUGGCACGUUGGAUCAAUAGCGAGAUCAAAAGAUUGGCUAAAGAGUGCCCAACAACAUUAGACAGUCAAGUUAUUGAAGCAAAUAUCGCCAAAGCGAUUCGUUUGGAAGAAAUUCUUGCAAGGGAGAAACAGCCAGAAAUCGAGGAAAUUCGGCUGAAAGCACGCCCGCUGAUGAGUGAUCCAACGAUUCCAGGCACAUCGGAAAUUGUCACUGGACAGAAAGCGCUCGAAAACAGUUGGGAUGAAUUGAGCAAAGCAGCUGCGGCGCUGAAAAAGCAAAAUGAAUUCGCAAAACAGCUCCGAACGACAGAUUUGGAUAAAUGGCUAAAACAGAGAGAACGGAUGAUGUCCGCCAUUGGUACUGUAAUCCUUGAUCCCAAAGUUAUCGAUAAUCAAAUUAUACAACUAGAGUUGCUUCAAAACGAGCUUGAGGAACAGAGUGGAACACGGAAUAAGAUCAACGAAUUGGCGCAUGAUUUGGUGACCGGAAGUGCCACUGCAGCAGAUGCGCCACAGAUUGUGGAACAGAUGGAUGCAUUGAAUAGACGAUGGAUUUCAUUCCAAGAACAAUUGGCGGAAAAGAAAACAAACUUGCAAAAUGUGAAAGCAGUGGCAUUCGAUUUUUCCACCAAACAGAGAGAUGUGAAGAUGCAGCUGCUUGCCCUUGCCGAAGAAAUCGAGCAUCUAAGCCAAUCACCACUGACAACCAAAAGUGAUGUGGCUGAGCAACUCGAAAAAUUGGACAAAUUGGGUGUGCAUACGAGCGAAGUCGACGCACAAAUGGUCGAACUAAAGCAAAUGGCAAAUGUUAUCUGUGAAUUUGUGCACGAUCACGCUUUGCAAGCCGAUAUUCGCGACCGGUUUAAUGCAACACUGCAAAUCGCACUGGAGCUGAACAAAAAAAUAGAAAGCAUGAAGGCAGCAGCAGCAAGUGUGAAAGAUGAAGAAGGACAAACGGUGAAGGAAGCUGAGGCGGCAGUAAUUUGGAUCAGAGAUAUGCAUGAACAGCUUUUGGACCUCGGACAGCUGUCGGCUGUCUCCUCGGAAUUGAAGGAACAGAAAAAAGCUAUCGAAACAAUUUACAGUGCUGUAUUAAAUAAAGAAGGUGAUAUUACACUGCUCAGGGCUAAGUUGAUGAAUCAAAUCAGAACGACCCCGAACCCGGAACAGAAAGCAAUGCUGGAUGCUCUUUCGGCCGUAUGGAAUCCACUGCUAGAGGAAAGCAAAGCAAAACGGGCGUCAGCUGAGCGAGCUUUUGAUUAUGUUGCUCAACUGGAAAAUGCACUGAAGUCAUUUGCGGCACAGGUAGAUGAGGACCGCUCACGGCUGCGCGAUAUUCUUGAAAAUAAGGGCAGCGAUGUGUCUGCGUUGAGCGAAAUGGAGCAUAAAUUGAGCAAGCAGGAAGCGGAGCUCACUGCAAUGGAAACACUUCUGCACAAACUUGAAGCACUAACAGCUGGCCCAUCAUUCAAAAAAAUCACCAAAGAAAUAGAGAAUGCAGCUGCAGAUUUGUUGCAACUACAGAAAGAUGUUCGAAAUAUUGCUCUUGCCGCACAGAUGUCGAAGGAUGUACAAAAUCGAUUUGCGAGAUGCAAAGAGGAAGCACGUGGCUUGUUGACAUUAACUGGUUUCGAAAACAGCUGGCAGAAGAAGGAACGCGAGCUACAGGCAACUCUGAAAGAAGUUCAAGGAACUGUUGGCCGUGAAGAGUGGCGAAAUUGCGAUGAGGAGGUACGGCAGAUUGGUGCCGAUUAUGCUGAGGUGAUCGCAAGCGUCAAUUUGCUGCAUAGUGAAAUGAAAAAGAAAGAUGAAUUGCUGGAUGCCGUAAAACAGAAAGUUGUUGAGCUCGGUUUCGAAAUUCGCAAAGUAGCUGGUGAUGAAUUUGCACCGAUCGCACGCAAUUCUCCGGAGCUGGAGGAGCAGAAUCGGGACUGUGAUGCGCUGCUGGCAAAGAUUGAUGAAAAGGAGAAAGCACUGGAUGAGCUCACAACUGAAUGGCAACAGGCCACGCAAACUGGCAUCGUUGGAUUGACGCAGAAAAAUGCAUUAAUACAACAGUUCACCGAACUCAAAGGUGAUAUCAGUAAACGACGUGCUGCUGUAACACAACGUAAGCGACUGAUUGUCAACACACAGCUUGCACUGCAGGAAUUUAUCAGGUUAGUUCGUUUUACAGAUCUAUUUUUUUUCCCUUUGAAAACUUACAGAGAUCCGUGCUAUGGAUUUCGCUUAAUUUUGCAUAAAAAGUGA
Gongylonema pulchrum is the source of this 3420-nucleotide messenger RNA. NCBI's taxonomy places the organism in Eukaryota, Metazoa, Nematoda, Chromadorea, Rhabditida, Gongylonematidae. The record is from the annotation of a GenBank genome assembly.